Fragaria vesca subsp. vesca is the source of this 858-nucleotide messenger RNA. Its product is annotated as peptidyl-prolyl cis-trans isomerase CYP20-3, chloroplastic-like. Bases 22 to 744 code for a protein of 240 amino acids. Lineage: Eukaryota; Viridiplantae; Streptophyta; Magnoliopsida; Rosales; Rosaceae. The record is from RefSeq and is a predicted model, not a curated record. Gene Ontology annotation, biological process: protein folding; protein peptidyl-prolyl isomerization. Gene Ontology annotation, molecular function: peptidyl-prolyl cis-trans isomerase activity. The transcript is spliced from 6 exons.
GAGAAGAGAAGAGUGAAGAGAAUGGCGUCUGUUGCUGCGUGUUCAAUGUCGGUGCAAUUUCUCCAGACCCAAAGGACCAAUCUUGUUCCUUGUGCUCGUGUCAGUUCCAAAGCUUUCUUUGGUCGGAGGUUGCCGACUAGUUUAUUAUGCAAACGUGCAUCGUUUACUGUGAAGCCGAAAACAAUGGUGUGCGUCAACUCUACCGCAAAUGAGUUAGAGGAGAAGCUGCAAGCUAAAGUGACGACCCGGUGCUUUUUUGAUAUAGACAUUGGCGGUGAAGCUGUAGGUCGGGUUGUGAUUGGCCUUUUUGGUGAGGUUGUUCCUAAAACCGUCGAGAAUUUUCGAGCGCUGUGCACAGGGGAGAAAGGAUAUGGUUAUAAAGGAUGCUCUUUCCACCGCAUCAUUAAGGAUUUUAUGAUUCAAGGAGGGGAUUUCACUGAAGGAGAUGGAACCGGAGGGAUCAGUAUCUAUGGUUCCAAAUUUGAAGAUGAGAACUUUGCUUUGAAGCAUGUCGGGCCUGGUGUAGUGAGCAUGGCUAACGCAGGCCCUGGUACUAAUGGGAGUCAAUUUUUUAUCUGCACAGUGAAGACUCCUUGGUUGGAUGAUCGUCACGUUGUGUUCGGACACAUUAUUGAGGGAAUGAAUGUUGUGCGGAAACUCGAAUCCCAAGAGACAAGUAGGUCAGAUGUGCCUCGCUUGCCCUGCAGAAUUGUAAACUGUGGAGAGUUGCUUAUGGAUGGAUAACUCAUCUGUUGAUUCUUCUUAAGUUCAACUGUGGAAUACAGUUUUCCAGUUUUGUUCAUUCCACUGUUGUUCUUAUAUGAAUGUAAUACUUGACGGUUGUGACAUUUUACCAGU